AUGGAAUUGCCCAAGGGAUCGUCGCCAUUGCUGCACGCGAUCCGUCAAGGGCACCCCACCACCAUCGCCGAGUUCUUCCUCUCCAGAGGUGCUGAUAUACAUGCAACACUUGGCAAAGACAAGAAGACGGCGUUGCAUCUUGCUGCCUCCCGGGGCAAUGUUGGGCUCCUCAGAAACCUAAUCCGCCGGGGAGCUAACUUGGAGGCCAGAACCAAGAAUAAAGGGGAAACGCCUCUCCUUGCAGCGGUGAGACACACAUCGUCCGACUGUUGGAAAGCCGUGAGAGUUUUGUUGAACGCAGGCGCAAACAUAGAAAGUCGUCGAAAAGAUGGUCAAAAUAUUCUCCAUCUAGUUGCCUCGGUAGGCAGUAUACCGGUUCUCAGGAGAGCGCUGAGGCACGGCCUGGAUCCUGAUAGUUUGACGCCACUGGCUAUUGCUGCAAAAUAUGGCGAACUUCAAUUGAUCAGUAUACUUCUCAGGUGGGGUGCCAGCAUUGACGCCAGAUGCAACAAGAAUUACACUCCGCUCCAUGUAGCAGCUGCUCAGGGGCCGUGGCAAAAUGUUGGCCUCUUAGUCGAGAACGGCGCCAGCUUGGAUCUAUUGAACUCCCGAGGAUAUAGUCCUCUUCAAGAGGCAAGAAAUCAUGAUCGUAAAGCUGCAGAGACGAUUCUUCUACUGGCAGGGGCAGCAGAGAAUUCUCGUUCAGAAAAGGCAUCGUCACGGAAACGGCCAGCACCAGAUAGCAGCGAUGAAGCGGACGAUAAGAUUCGUCGUUAUGGGAAUUGA
Messenger RNA from Clonostachys byssicola, 786 nucleotides. Lineage: Eukaryota; Fungi; Ascomycota; Sordariomycetes; Hypocreales; Bionectriaceae. The record is from the annotation of a GenBank genome assembly.